Molecule: messenger RNA, 2010 nt
Organism: Naegleria gruberi
Lineage: Eukaryota; Heterolobosea; Eutetramitea; Acrasida; Naegleriidae
Exons: 4
Coding region: 1-2010 (669 amino acids)
Biological process (GO): proteolysis
Molecular function (GO): serine-type endopeptidase activity
Source: RefSeq, a predicted model, not a curated record
AUGAAACCAAUCACUUUGUGGUUGAUUUGUGCAUUUCUCAUUUCUAUUGUUCAUGGUUCUCUCAAGAUUUAUAAUGGGGAACCAGUAAAUGAACACAUUCCUUUCAUUGUGAGUUUAAAGAUACCAAAUGAUUUGUGUGGAGGAAGUAUUUUGAAUGAACGCUUUAUUCUUACCGCUGCCCAUUGUUUUUGGUUUGCCAAAGAAUGUGAAGAUAUUAUAGUGGGUGCUGGUUCUAAUAUUCUGGACGCUCCAUUACAACAAAGAAAAACACCUUUUCAUAGGGAUCAGUAUGUGCCACCUACAUUCGAUGCGAAAGGAAAAUGUUUAUUCUCCGAUCUAAGAAUUGUUGAUCUUGGAGCUGGUAAUGAAUUAAUAUUUGACGGUACAGUUUCACCAGCUUUAUUAGACACUAAUGGUCCCACUGUGGGUGCGAGCGUUACUUUUGCUGGAUGGGGUAUUAGAAAUGAAAACUCUCCUCAUUCACAAAAACUGUUCAAAACAACAGAGAUUAUUCAAGAUUAUAAGACUUGCCCUAUUACUGAUGAAAAUUUUUUGCAUUGUACACCAAAUGAAAGUAGUGGUCAAUUUUGUGCAUGGAACGAAAAAAGUAUUUCUUGUCCAGGUGAUUCUGGAAGUCCAGUAUUUUAUGUAGCUAAUGACAAGUCCAAAAUAGUUACUGGUGUGGUUAGUGCUACCACUGCUUAUGAAAAGAAAACAUGUUUGCAACCUGGCCAGAAGGAUUUACACACAUCAGUAGCAAAACACACUAAUUGGAUAAUAGAAUAUACAAAUCAAAAUACGUUAUAUGGGUGGGGAAGAAUGGAUGACCACUUUUUAUUCUGGAGAGAAAACCCUUCACAAGACGAUUCCUUAACCAAUCCAAAGAUUAUUAAGAUGAAUCCCUCUGAAGGUGUGAUGCCAAUAUUGAGAAAACUGAGACCAACAAAAGGAAAGUUUGCACUUGGUAUCUCCGCUUCAAAUAGACUAUAUUUAUGGGGUAGAGGAAACCAAUAUCAAUUAGGAAAUGGGAAGAAUUCUGACAUUCUCCAUCCAACUGUUCAUAAUUUUGUUCUAGAAAAUAUUUUAGAUGCAUGUGGGGGUUAUUCACAUUCACUAGCCCUUAGUACUGAUGGUAAGGUUUAUGAAUGGGGAACACUCGCCGACGCUAUUAAGAAGACACCAACUGUAGUUGUUUUUCCCAAUAAUGACAAAAUCAAAAGUAUAUCCUGUGGCCACAGUCACAAUCUUGCAGUUUCACAAGAUAUGAAAAGAUUGUAUUUUUGGGGUAAAAAUCAAUAUGGAGAGGGAGGGAAUAUUAAGGGUGCCUGUGCAUCAAAUCCUAAAGCAUUCAUCGAGCGUCCAAUCCUUAUCUCAAUCGAUAAUAAUGAUUUUACCAUUAUUAGUAUUUGUGCAGGAGAUUCAACCAGUUAUGAAGUAACAUCAAAGGGACAUGUUUAUUCUUGGGGUUAUAAUGAACAAUCUCUUCUAGGAACAGGUAUUUCUAGUAUUUGUAUUGGAAUACCAACAAAAAUAUCUGUGGAAAAUGCAGAAAGAAUGUAUUGUGGUGAUCAAAUGUGUUUUGUAAAAGCUGUUAACAAUGUGUACGGAUGGGGAAUUAACAAGUUUAAUGAGAUAGAUGAAUCUGGACUUCCAAUUAUAAGCCCCAUCAUUACAAACAUUGAAAGCGCGUCUGAUAUUACGAUUGGAAAUGAUUUUGUUUUAUACAAAAUAUCUGAUAGUUGGUAUGGCAAAGGAAAUAAUUAUAUGGUAUCGGGUCCUUCUAACUUUAACAAAGGAGUUGAUAUUGAAUGCACAAACUAUUAUUGCUUUGUUUUUGGUCAAUCAGUGAAACUGAGAAUUGAUGUAACAUUCAAAUAUAAUCAAAAUUAUGGACUGUUUGAGUCUGGUUUAGGUGACUAUGAAAUUUUAUUGAUUUUAUUCUCAUUAUACACUCCUGUAGUAUUAAGAAACAGAAAUAAGAGAAAUGGUGGACGAAAGAGAAGUUUUUGA